CGCGUGAAUGAGAUGUUUACCUGCAAAACAGCAUUUGUAAUUAUUUAUUUGGGUAUUGUUUGAUCCUCAUUUGUUUUGAAACUGUACUGUUACAUCGCUCAGUUGCAAACUCUUUUACUUUAGCUACUUUCCAUUAAAAAUUGUUGGCAACACUGGGGUGUGUCACACUAAUCUGCGAGGUUUGCAGCUUGCAGUCCAGGAGGGAGUUGAAGACUGGGUGGGGCCCUUAGCAGGUGGAUGCGGAUCAGCCCUCAGCUCUCCCACACCGGGCGAGACCCAGUUAAUCUUCAGCUCCGCUGGCUCCUCGCUCGACAGCAAGUGCGCGCCCUAGCACAGGAACGCUAUGUUCAAAACCCGGAUGUGAGGGCUGCCAUGGGGGCCAUUAGUCUCAUUGCUGGAGGCCUCAUUCAGUAUAAAGGCAAUGUUCUUGGAGAAAAUCAGAUGAUGGAACUUCUGGAUUUGUGUGUUGGAAAGGAACCUGUUGAUCGCAUCAUGUUCCAACAGGACAUCGAAGUGAACGUCAACCAGCUGUUUCUUGCCUGGCCCAACAACUUCCCAGUGCAACCUAAUGAGAAGGGCCUCAUUAUAAUCAACAGAGCCCGAUGGGAAACAUGGCUGGCUCUCCUAGUUCGAGACGUUGAUCCUGUGAGAUCAGAUCAAAAUGUAUUUCAGGAUGCACCAGCGGCCUGUAAUCCAGCUCCCCAAGAAAAUGAGCUCCACCCAUGGGCGCUAGGAGGGAUCUUGGAUAUCAACACUGCGACCGGUGCUGCCGUACAAGGCCCUGUGGUGAUCCCCGCAUACCUUGCCCAGCUAAUUGCCCUAGCCGGGGCGAAACCAACUAGUGCCGCUGCUCGCCAGAAUUUUAUCAGUGCACUAGCUCUUGGGGUUACUAUCGUUACCAGCGGAGGGAACAUCACACAGUCAAAUCUCCGAAAAAUUAUUACUAAGGUCAAGCAUGAGACAAAUCUGGACAACGUGGAUUUCACUCGUGAGCAGGUCAUGAAAGGUUGGGACAUUCUCAACAAUCAUUUGGCUCCGCAGGGCCUGUCAUCACAUGACUUUGCUGCCCUCUUCGCUGGAGUCCGCACAGUUGUACAACCGAUCAGCUUGCAAUUGGCACUCCUUUGUGAUAAGACCGAGCUGAAAAUGCUCACUGGCAUUAACACAGUCAUUCGGGCCAUAAACUCCUUUCCUGACUUUCCGUGGACCGAGCUUAAUCUGCAGAUCAUUCGUAUUACUGGUCGCGAUGAAAUGGCAACGGUAAAACGAUUUUCUGAGUACAUAAAUCCGCAGCAACCUGCACCGGUGGCUCAAGGAGCAGCAGCUGGGGGACACUGGACCGGUUGGGCAUACGCUUUGCGUCAGGAAAAUCCGGGAAACUUCACUAAUUCAAAUAUUUGUAACCUUCUAUAUACUGCUUUACGUUUGUGCACCACGGUAGAAGGGGAUACGUCUCUUCUCAAUUACCAAGGCCUCUCAAACCAGACCAUAUAUGCUCGGCCACUGAUCAAUGAAUGGGUGCAGGCGUAUCAAACCAAGCGCCUGCAAAGAGAUCAUACCACCCAGUUCCCAGCACAGAUUGGAGACCCAAGUGCUGAUGUGUGACUAUCAUGCAAAACCAUCAUCUGUAAGAGCGUAUGCGAUGCAAACUGCAAUUGUGCUUUUUUAACUGUGAGAACAUUAUCCAAAGACUGAAGAGUAGUGAUGUUCAAUGAUACUACUGUUUGCACUUAUUUUCUUCCUUUGCUUUUAUUAUUUUACAACGCAGAAUGUAGAAAGAAAAUCACCAAGCUCUUACAGUUUUUUUUUUAAAGGAGUCUCUAUUGUUUGUUCUAAC
Paramisgurnus dabryanus is the source of this 1837-nucleotide messenger RNA. RefSeq lists its product as uncharacterized. NCBI's taxonomy places the organism in Eukaryota, Metazoa, Chordata, Actinopteri, Cypriniformes, Cobitidae. The record is from RefSeq and is a predicted model, not a curated record.